AAACUUUGUAUAAUUUGUAACCAUUGAGGUUAUAAAAGUUAUGUAGGUUCCAAUAUUACUUCUUUUUAAUGCAUUUAUAAUGUGAUUUGUCUUCAAAUUUUCUUUAGUUUGACACUUUUUGUCAAUAUGGAUAGUCUAAUGAAUAACUCUAGUGCUUUAAACGAAAUUAAUUCCUUUGAAAACGACAUGAAAAUGAGAUACAUGAUUACUAAAAGCACUUUGGCUUCAGAGUCUGACGAAUGUGUUAUUUUCCAACAACUGGACAUGUUUUCACAAGGUUUUCCCCUUAUGGAAGAGAUUCGUCGUCAAGGAAAACUUUGCGACGUAACAUUGAAGGUAGAUGAUCAAUCAUUCAGUGGCCACAGAAUUGUUCUGGCGGCUACCAUACCUUACUUCCAUGCUAUGUUCACUCAUGAUAUGGUAGAGAGUAAGCAGAGAGAUAUCACAAUUCAUGGAAUCGAUGCUGUGGCCCUGGAGGCACUCGUGAACUUUGCUUACAGCGGUCGAGUCACCAUAAACACGACUAAUGUUCAAAGCCUAAUGGUGGGAGCUUCCUUCCUACAGCUACCUCGAGUCCGGAAUGCCUGUGCUGACUUUCUCAAGAAAAGAUUUCACCCACACAACGUGCUAGGCAUCCGACAGUUCGCCGACACGCUGGGCUGUGUGAUGUUGGUAGAGGCGGCCGACAAGUACAUCCAACAGUACUUCCACGACGUCUCUCUCUCCGACGAGUAUCUCUCUCUCACCGCCGGCGAGCUGCUCGACAUUGUCAAACGCGAUGAGCUGCAUGUCAUCUCCGAGGAACAGGUAUUUGAAGCCAUAAUGCGAUGGGUGAAGAAAGACCAAGAGUUGCGCAACAAGGAUCUGCCUCACCUACUGUCGACGGUACGGAUGCCUCUGCUCACGCCUCACUAUCUAGCCGACAGAGUCGCUACUGAGGAGCUGAUUAGGACCUCCCAUGAGUGCAGGGACCUACUGGACGAGGCUAGAGAUUACCAUCUAAUGCCCGAGAGAAGGCCUCUCCUGCAGAGUUUUAGAACAAGGCCCAGGUGCUGUAAUUACAUUAUGGGACACAUUUUCGCUGUAGGAGGCCUCACUAAAAGCGGCGACUCGUUGAGCACAGUUGAGGUGUUUGACCCGAUUGCCGGCAGAUGGCAGCUGGCUGAAGCGAUGAGUAUGCUGCGCAGUCGAGUUGGCGUGGCUGUUCUCAAGAACUGGCUGUACGCGUUUGGAGGCUACAACGGCUCUGAACGGCUGUCGACUGUUGAGGUUUUCGACCCCAUCAAGAAGACAUGGAGCAAAGUGUCGCCGAUGCACUGCAAGAGGAGCGCAGUGGGUGCGGCAGCACUGAACGACAGACUGUACGUGUGCGGCGGCUAUGACGGGGUGUCGUCGCUGAACACAGUGGAGUGCUACAACCCGGAACGCGACGAGUGGACUAUCAUAAACAGCAUGCAGAAGCACCGCAGCGCCGGCGGAGUCAUCGCGUUCAAGGGCUAUGUCUACGCCCUCGGAGGCCAUGAUGGACUCUCCAUUUUCGACUCGGUGGAAAGAUACGAUCCCUCAACAGGCCAAUGGUCAUCGGUGACACCAAUGAUGACCAAGAGAUGUCGACUGGGCGUGGCUACCCUCAACAGUAAGCUGUAUGUCUGCGGAGGCUACGACGGGGCCACCUUCCUUCAGACUGUCGAGAUGUACGAUCCCAUCACUGACAAAUGGAAGUUCGUGUCGCCGAUGAACGUGAUGCGCAGUAGGGUUGCGCUGGCUGCCAACAUGGGCAAGCUGUGGGCGAUUGGAGGCUACGACGGUGUCACAAACUUGGCCACAGUCGAGGUGUACGACCCCAACACCGACUCCUGGUCGUUCGUCGCCUCCAUGUGCGCCCACGAGGGUGGCGUCGGCGUCGGCGUCAUUCCCGUCUGCAAGCUCGAAUAGUCGUAAAAAAUAGUCUUUGUUAUUCCUGUCUGCUAAAUCAAGUAGGUCGAUCGAUCGUCUAAAAAGUGAUUUAGAAAUGGCAUAAAACGAGGUUGAAACCAUGGUUGUAGGUGUCAUUCCCGUCUGCAAACUCGAGUAGGUCGAUCGAUCGUCUAAAAAGUGAUUCAGAAAUUGUCAAAAAUGAGGAUUAAACCAUGAAGGUUGGAAGUAGUUCAUAUUUCUAUAGUUUAAACUGUUAAAAAUAGUCGGUGUCAUUCUCGUCUGCAAACUCGAGUAGGUCGAUCAAUCGUCUAAAAAGUGAUUUAGAAAUUGUCAAAAACGAGGAUUAAACAAUGGAGGUAUAGUGAGGUCUACGUUAUAAUGGCAGUGAAGAAAGAUAGUAGAAAAACGUUGCCAAGUCUCUCCAUUUUGCCACUGAGUGUACACAGCUGUUAAUCAAUUUAUCCCAUUAAAUUUGAUCUAAUAAUAAUUAUCAUUUCCUUGAUAAAAUAAUCAAUUUAAUGUCAAAUUAAUCAAGAAUUUUUUUCCAUAAUUUGAUUCGAAAAUUUUCUUUCAUAACUGACAUCAGAUUUUCAUUUUUAUACAAACCUGAAAUGGCGGCUAAUUUAAAAAGCUGUGAUACAACAAUCUGAAUUUCAAAACAACAGAAAUUAAGUUAUUUGGUAGGUAUUCUAUUCCAAUUUCUUUUAAAAAUAAUAGAAAUCCCAUUUUAAAUAAGUAAUUUCAAUGUAAAUAAUUUCUGAAAUAACCUUUCAAUAUUAUUUAUACCGGAAGGGUAGGUCUAACCUAUACGUGUAGGCUAACUGAAGCAUGGAUGAAGUCUAGGAGGAUGGUUAGUUAUAAACUUUUAAAAUGUCAUUUCAGGUAUUUUAAUUUGUGUUUCUCAUACGGUAAUGUCUAAAUAUUAUUUCAUUGUUUCAAAAAUACAUUUUAAAUCAAUUACACGAUUUGUGUACUCAAGUAUUUCGAUAGAAUUAAGAACAAAAUGGCGACCGAUAUUGAAUUGUUUACUUUUGUACAGUCACUGUCAAAAGUAAAAAUAAAAUAUUCUGGCAAACUGACAACAUCGCAAAGCUAGAGAGAGAUAGCGCUAUCUGUUUUGUUAUGUGAUAGAAAAGGACAGCAACAGUAUUGUCAAUCGUACACUGUCAUUAUAACAUGGACCUCACUAUAGCAGGCAGUUCCUACCUCCAUGGUUUAAAGUGUCAAAAAUAAUCGGUGUUAUUCCUGUCUGCAAACUCAAGUAGGUCGAUGGAUUGAGAAAGUGAUUAAAAAAUAGUCAAAAACGAGUUUAAACAAUCGAGGUAGUUCCUAUUCCAUAGUUCAAACUCAAAUAUAUUCGGUAUCAUUACUUCUGUAAACUCGAGUAGGGAGAACGGUCGUCAAAAAAGUGAUUUAAAAAACGAGGUUUGAAUUGUCAAGAACAUCCUGUGUCAUUCCCGUUUGAAAAUUCGAAUAGGUCGAUCGAUCGUCCAAAAAGUCAGUUACGAUUGUCAGAUACGAGGUUUGAAUUGUCGAAAUUAGUCGUCAUUCCUGCCUGGAAACUCGAGUAGGUUGAUUGAUUGUCAAAAAAGUGGGUUGUAAUUUAACUGUCAAAAGAUCAAUUAUAUUUGAUUUGGAUCGAUUGCGAGUUGUAAACUAGUUGUAAGAAAUAUAUGUUUAAUUUGAAUGAAAUAUUAAAGUAAUAGAUUUGGUUUCAAUCCAUCCCUGAAAGGUUUUGUUAGUUCUAAAUCAAUUGUUAAAAGAUGGGUCUUUGAUGACUUGUAUAUUUGGUUUGGAUCGAUUGCGAGUUGUAAACUUACUGUCAGAAAUAUAUGUUUAAUUUGAAUGAAAUAUGAAGUAAUAGAUUCGGUUUGAAUCCAUCCCUGAGAGGUUUUGUUAGUUCUAAAUCAAUUGUUAAAAGAUGGGUCUCUGAUGACUUGGAUCGAUCCAAGUUCUAAUGACUUGGAUGAAAAAAAUUCAAGUUCUAAAAACUCGUAAAUAGAUAUAUGAUUAAAAUCAAUCGUGAAAAGUUGUAAGUUCUUAAUUGAUCGUCAUAAAAUAGAUCUCUACUACUUUCAAUCAAUUCAUUGCCAAAAAAGUGUAUGCUCUGAAACAAUCCAAAAUUGAUUUUUGACUUCAAUUAAUCUUCAAAAUUAAAGCUCCAAAUAAAUAGUCAAGAAUAGAUUCUGGUUAACGAAUAUUUUAUUUGAAUCAAUUGUGAAAAGUUUGUUUUGAAUCAAUUGUUAAUAUUUCAGAGAAUGCUUAUGAAAAGCCUUGACAAACACGAUCCAAAUUUAGUUAUUUAUAAGAAAGAGGGAAAAAACAAUUUUUCUCUAUUCUUUCUUCUACAAUCAAUGUAUUUAUUUGUGUUUGUGUUAGUAAUUAAUAGAUAUAAUAUACUAGAAAAAUAUUGAAAAUUAUAAUAUAUUGCAAGCUAUUUUAUUAUCAUUUACCUUAUUAGAGAAAAUUAGCACUGACAUCAACAAAUAUGCACCAAUACUAGAAAAAAAUCUAUAAAUCUGUGAUUGAAAUCCUACUGUUAGCUCAGUUAUGUCUAUAACUUGCAAUAAACGUUUAUCUACUGUACAAUCACUCACCAAUAUUUAUAAUAGUUGUACCUAUAUUUUAGGUUAUACUGUAAUAGAAAUUUAUUCAUAUUUGUGGAGAAAUAUUUUUCAACGUAUUUAUUUUUUAAACACCAAUUCUCAAAAACUCUAGGUCAAAUAGGAUAUUCAAUUCAUCUCAUCAUUGUCUGUGUCUCUAUGGCCCGGUUCCUAGAACACCUAUUAAAUCUAAUGAAUCAUUAAACGUUCAAUGGUUAAUUAGAUUUGAUAAGUGUCCUAGAAAUUGGGUCUAUGUGUGUUUAGCUAGAAAUCAAUUCAUAUUGUAUUGGAACAUUUUAUUGAUUGUUAUAUGGGAAUAUUUCCUGUAUUAAUAUUCAAAAGUUUGAUUAUAAGGCUGUGACAAAAAUAAUGUAUUAGACCAAAGCUUCAUCAUUAAUUUGAGAAUGUUCUUCUCGUUUUAUGAGGGAAAAAGGGAGGACUCCCAUAGACUUAUGCUACUUACUACUUCUAUUAUGAACUUAUAUACUACUUGGAUAUUACAUAAGUUAUAUGCUAUGUAACUUUACCACUUUGUUUUGAUGUUUUCUUUGCAUUUACUUACUGCAUUAUAAUUUAAAAGAUACUGUUUUAAGAGGCUCAAUACACAUUUCCAUGCUUAAUUGCAUUUCAAUUAGGAGUUCAUUACUACAAUAGGUUACUUCUAUAUGUGAUUUUCUCAUCUAUUAUCACUGGAAAAUGGAAAAGUGGUGAAGUGUUAUUAGAAAAUCAACAUAACGUCAUGGUAUUGUUAUUACAUAAAAGUUAUCAAGUAUUCGAGGCAAGCCCAAAAGGCAAUUCACCUUACCAUAAAAACAGCUUAUAAUUUCGAUAUCAUUGUCUUAUAUUCUUCAAGAAUGUCAUGUUUAGUAGAUACUAUGCAUGUAAUAAUUCCUUUUCCUAUAUACGAAUAGUUAAUUUAGAAAUAUAGUAUGUUGACGUAAUAUAUAGGCUAUUAUCUAGUUUCUUUGGAUAUAAAAUAUUAACUAAAUUGUGAACUUAUAUUCGUUUUUGUCUAAUUUAAUUUCAUAUUCAUUUCAUCUCUUUCAUAAAACAUUCUUUCAAUCAAUUAUUUAUUCAUUGAAGUUAUCAUUUAUUCAUUGUUGAAACACCGCUGAUUUAUGUAGUUACAUUACAAUACUAUAUUAUCAAUAUUCUAAUGUUCCAUUCAAUCUUCAUUGUAAUUAAUAAGUUUCCAUUAUAUGUGAAAUUUGUUGCAUAAUUAGCUGUUGUACUGUAAUUUAUUGUGGAUUCGUGUAUAGACCAGAAUGUAUUGUGACUUACUUGAAUAAAUAAAUUUGAAUUUGAAUUUGAAAAUUUGAAUUAUGUAUUUUUAAACGAGCUGAUUCAUCUGAAAAGUUAGGUGCUCUUUUGAAUGCUCAUUACUACUUACUGUAACCUUUCUCAGUUUUUUGCUCACCUGCUUGUUACAGAAAUGAGAUAUUCAUCUAAACAACAAUGUUUUAUUAUAAAAUGAAUUUCAGUUUCAAAUCUUUCAGUUUCAACACAAGAUCUCUAUUAAAUAUGAUUGAUAUAAUUUUUCUAAGCAUUUAAAGUGCAUUAAAAAAUUCCUACAAGACUUGAUAAGCGUUUUCUCUAGUGUAUUCCUACUUAUUUUUAGUUAUUUAAGUCUUGCCCUGACAGUUAUUAUGUCUUAAACUUUGUUGAAUAUUGUAUUCAUUGAAUUUUCUUGAUUGUAUAUAAUUUUAUAAAUUUUCACUGUGUAGUGAAAAUUUGUAACAUUGUAAUAACUAUUGGUUUUCUUCUAUUCUACUUAAUGAUUAUUACUAUAGUGAGGUCCACGUUAUAAUGACAGUAAUUGAUCAACUUUGGCUUUGCUAACCUUGUCUAUCAUUUAACUAAACCGGUGGUAAUAUCCUUUUCUAGGUCCACAACGAUGCCAAUUAUGUUUUUGACAGUGUAGAAAUAUAAUAAAUUAAUACAGAGAAUCGGCAUCGAUAUUCUUUUAUUUUUAUCCCCUGCCAUUAUAACGUGGACCUCACUAUAGUGAUUGAUUACUUUAAGCAUAAAAAUACUCUACUUAGAGGUACCGGAAACUACUUUUAAUAUUUCAUGAAAAGUGACCAAAAUAUGUGGAUUGAUAGUAAAUAGUAAUUAAAUAAUAAACCCAAUUUUCCUUGUGUUUGUGCAAAAUCAAAAUAUUAAUGUUAAUGCCGGUUGCACAAAAGCCGGUAAAAUUUUAAUCGUGUUUAAUUCCACGAGAACCAAUCAGAGAAGCCGUCAUAUCAAAAAGGCCUUCUUUGAUUGGUUUUCGUGAAAUUAAUCACGGUUAAAAUUUAACUGGCUUUUGUGCAACCGGGCCUUAGUAUUUAUAUAAUAAUAAAUUUAGAAUUAAAAAAGGUUUGUGUUCAAGUUGUACGAAAUACAUAAGAACAAAACUAAACUUAAUCUCGAAUCAUUGUAAGCUUGAAAUCUUUUUCAAACAGAUUUUUCACACUGUUUUCUUCAUUCUUCUUUAAAAUGAAAAUAAAUAAUUCAUUCAUAUGAUAAGACUUUAUCAAAUAUUACCUUGGGCAUUAUUAAUAACAACUUCAAAAUCUUAUCUUAACUCUUAACGGAAUAAUCCUAUUAAGAGUAUCUAUUCAGAAAUUCAGAGUUAGCUUUUCAAGUACUUCUCAAAAUCUACUAUAAAUUUUCUAUAGUAUCAAUCAUCAAUCUCUCGUUAUUUUAUCACUAAGCAUUUGAUUCUUGCAAUUAUUUUCAAGCACAUAUUUACGGUACCUAGCUGAAACACUGAGUUUCAUACUUUAAAUCAGCGUUGUUCUCAUUAUUAUUAUUAAUUAUGUAUCUUAUUUGUGUGUUGAGUAGAAAUAAAUAAUACAUAUUUUGAA
Messenger RNA from Nilaparvata lugens (brown planthopper), 7369 nucleotides. RefSeq names its product kelch-like protein 18 (gene KLHL18). The transcript is spliced from 10 exons. The coding region runs from base 127 to 1935 and encodes 602 amino acids. NCBI's taxonomy places the organism in Eukaryota, Metazoa, Arthropoda, Insecta, Hemiptera, Delphacidae. Gene Ontology annotation, molecular function: protein binding. The record is from RefSeq and is a predicted model, not a curated record.